Molecule: messenger RNA, 1923 nt
Organism: Anthostomella pinea
Lineage: Eukaryota; Fungi; Ascomycota; Sordariomycetes; Xylariales; Xylariaceae
Source: the annotation of a GenBank genome assembly
AUGGCGCCGUUCCAAGCGCCUUACCUCUACGAUUCCGACAGACGCGAUUCCCAAUUGCCUGAGAAGCCCUUCGACCCCAAGGCCGUGACGAGAGCGAGCUGGGAGCCGCAGCCCAAGAAGCCCAAGCGCAAUGGACCGCUGGUGUCGUUCAAUCGCCAUCCCGAUGCGCAUGUGGUGCCAACUGGCCGAUCAUACAACUUCCGCCCCAUGAGUGACACCACGAAGUGGUGGAUCAAAUGGACGAGAUACUUCCAGCUGGUGCUCCGCGCACUUCAGCUAGUCGGGGCUGCCGGACUGCUCACCCUUAUGAUCCUCAUCUCCAAUGCAGAUCCCAUCACGUCCUGGGUCAUGCGAAUCACGCCUGGUGUUGUGAUUCUUCACUGCGCCUAUGCCAUCAUACACUUUGCAAGACCGGCUCGAGCAAGAGCACCCGCCUCUUCAGCGGCGUAUCAGCUGUUCGCUGGUUUCACUGACUUAGCUGUCCUGCCAUUGUAUGCCUUCGGAGCCAUCUCAGUCGUGAACCACGGCACCGAUUGGUCUACGAUCCUGUCUGACAAGGAACUGGCGGGGAUCUUGGUCCAGGCCGAGUAUUACGCACUAUUCGCCGCCGGCGCCUUGCACGUCAUAUCGUUUUGCAUAUCUUUUUGGCUUGGUCUCAUGUUCCGACGCAUCGCCAACAUGCCGCCUGACAUGAACCCCCUCGAGAGCAACUUGACGUCGCGCGUCAAGCACAAGCGGAACAAGUCGUCCGUCGCGAGCGGCUACACCACCAUGUCGGAAAACACAAAGCGCCUGUCGACACCGAUGGAGAGCCACCGUCGCUCAGGAGCACCUUACGAGGGGGAUUUGUCCCGACCGCCGAGUGUUCCCUUCCACGCGCGGCACAACUCUAGGGACUCUUUCGCCUCCUCGAAACGCGAUUCUCGCUCGGACCUUCCUAGUCGUCAAUACCAGAUCUCACCCGCCAACUCCCCUCGCAACAGCGCCGCCGGAUCCCACGCCGACCUGAAGCGCAUGUCCAACCCGCGCCUAGCGCAGCGCGGCAGCUACGUCGAGGUCCCUCUCCACGAGACCGGCGCCCCCUCACCUCGACCCAGCAGCAUCGUAGGCAGCAUCGUAGGCAGCAUCGCGGGGGGUGACGGUGACCCCAUCAGCGCCUCGCCAACGCGCAUCGCAAAGUUCACCGAAGCGUGGUACGCCUCCGAAUCACUCAUCAACCGCACGCAGCAGCGCCAGCGCGCCAUGAGCGUCGUCGAGAAGGAGGCCAACAAGCCCUACGAGCCGCUGAACCAGCGCUACGACGAGGAGUCAUCAGACUACUCGGACGAGGAGAACAACGCCAUGCGGCCCGACGCAGGCGACUACGUCUCGGAUCUGGAGGACGACGAGAACAUGCACCCGAACCCGCUCCGGUCGAAUCCGCUGCCGCCCACGCCGCCGCGGCACAAGCAGGGCGCCAACGCCCCGCCGCGGCAGAAGACGCCGUUCCGGCCGCGCGGCCACGACGACGACAACAUGGGCGCCCUCUCGGAAAUAAACCUGAACUCGCGCACCGUAAGUGGCAGCGGCAGCCAGGAUAUCGCGGACGCGAAGCCCGCAGCUCCCCCGGCGCGCAUGCCCAGCAUCCUGAACGGCUGGGGCCGGAACAAGGGACUGGGAAAUAGGAAUUCCUCGAUCCAGCCCGAGACGGCGUUCUACUCGAAGCCGUACGGCGCGCUGAAGCCUGCCACUCCACCGAUCAUCAUUGGUGGUGGCCAGCAACAACGACCACGACAGGUCUCGUCGGGCAACGACUACGACCUUGGUGGCGCGUACGGACAGCAGAACUUUGCGAGGCGGAAUGUUAGUGGGAAGGAGGCGGAGGAGGGAUUUGCUGGCGCUGACAACGUGCGGUACUCGCGGUAUAGCGUUUUGAACGAGUGA